Molecule: messenger RNA, 1052 nt
Organism: Lentinula edodes (shiitake mushroom)
Lineage: Eukaryota; Fungi; Basidiomycota; Agaricomycetes; Agaricales; Omphalotaceae
Product: hydrophobic surface binding protein A-domain-containing protein
Exons: 6
Coding region: 324-860 (178 amino acids)
Cellular component (GO): extracellular region
Source: RefSeq, a predicted model, not a curated record
UUAUCACUUGAUGAACGCAACGGUCCCGUCGAAUCAUCAAUAACUCAUUCCAAAACACCGUGUCUGCUCGCUUUUCGCCCCCUGAAGAAUUUCUAUCGUCUGAGUUUUUUGGUCUUCUUUGGCCAUCGGGAGACCCGUACGAGCAACUGUAUCGGGCAUGUUCAUGUCUUUUUGCCAGUCCCUGAAUUGCCAAGUCAAUAUCCCAGCUCAACCUUGUUCAAAUCUUCGAAGAGGGUGAGAUCCAGUGUCGUUUUGUGUAGGCGAAAGUGGCUACGAACGAAUGACUGAUCUCGAGCGUGCUUCCAUCGUUGCUCUACGUUAACAUGGUCCGAAUUACCCCACUCCUCUCAUUUGCCUUGAGUCUCCUAGUAGUCUCCGCGUCGCCAGUCAAACGAACCCUAGCAAAGAUCCAGUCGGAUAUCACCAAAGUCGACGCGUUGAUCUCGACCUGGGAUAACAGUGUCAACGCCUUUAAGGGUACUCCCAAUCAAGCCAAUGCCAUUCACUCCGCCGCAGUCCAGCUCGUCUCGGCUCUUAACCAAGCUACAACCGAUACCAAGGCGACGAGCCCUCUAACCACCGACAUGGAUGCGCUCGUCCUCCUUGGCCAGAUCGAGAACUCUUCGCCCACGCUUGUAGGCGGUCUGACUCAAAUAUCCGAAAAAUCUACAUCUUUUUCUGGAAUCCGGGGUGCUACUGCAAUCGCGGAACAAGACAUUCGCGAGUUACAGAGCAGUACCGCGGCUCUCUUGACUGCUAUCAGUUCCAUUACUCCUGCGGAAGUCGUCCCACAAGCCACCCAGUUUGCUGUUACUUUGAACGACGCAUAUGCUGAUGCUCUGACGAAUCUUGCAAAAUAAGUUUGUGUGAUGGAAUAACAGUAUCCGUAAAGAUCUAUGUAUUAGUACAAUCCGACUGAACCACCCAUUAAAUGGAAGGAUUUAUUAUCUUUGAUGAAUCCUCGUCUGGGUAGUAUGAUUUAUCGUUUUGGAAGGACGUCAUGACCUCUAAAUCAGAUAUUGUCUGCUCUUUAUCAAUAGCAAAUAAUAACA